AUGGACCUCAAGUUUGCGACAUUCUCCUCGGAGAUCGAGCUGCCCUUCUAUUCGGCCCUCUUUUCAUCCAAACUCGACCAUGACAAGCUCGACUCUUCAGCCCGCCCCGUGUUGGGUCUAUACGAACCUCGCUCGCAGGCGAACCCAGAGGCCAGCACUAGGAUGCAGAUCUUGGGAAGUGCCCUGACAAGCGACCAGGACGAAAGCGGACCUUUGGGCAUGACUCGAGCCGAGGGAUACAUUAAGAACGUGAACACGAUCGAGGAGUUCAAAAACACGGACAAGAAUGCAAUGAUCAAGAAGGCGGGCGAGCAGAUCUGGGAUGCUAUUCAAGAUGGGACGAUAUACUCUUGUCCAUCGCUACUUGCCUCUUUCCGAAUCCUCUCAUACGCCGACCUGAAGAAGUACAGGUUUACCUACUGGUUCGCAUUUCCAGCCCUACACUCGGAGCCGCAGUGGAAGCGAACAGAACCGAUCGGCCGACUGAACUCAGACGAAAGCACCGCCCUGGUCGAGCGCAUCGGGACAUGGCGAUACAUGGUCGAUAGAAGAGAGCAUGGAUUCUUUCUAGCAAAGAAAGUGCGAGGCGAGGCCUCAGGCCCCAGAUCUUCUCUUGAUGAUCCCGGGGUCGAUAUUGGAUACCGUUGGGAUAUUGGAUCUCUCAGAGACUUCGAGACUGGUUUCUUCAACGAUGCGGCGGAAGAGGAUAGAUACGUUGCUUUCGUGGACCCAUCCAACUAUCCCGAAUACCCUUCGUGGCCUCUCCGCAAUCUUCUCAUCCUCGUCCGACAGAGGUAUCGCCUGAACAAGGUCCAGAUUCUUUGCUACCGCGACACGCAGCCUAGGAGACACGAAGCACGGAGCAUCAUCUUGCCAUUGGCUAUGGACCAAGUCGGUGAUGUGGAGUUGAAGAGUAUGCCCAAGGUCACCGGUUGGGAGAGGAACGGAAAUGGCGAUCUUAGACCACGGGUCGCGAAUCUGGCAGAGUACAUGGAUCCUACUCGACUAGCAGAUCAGGCAGUGGACUUGAACUUAAAGCUGAUGAAGUGGCGGCUCGCGCCAAACCUUGACCUGGAUACGAUCAAGAACACCAAGUGCUUGCUGCUGGGCGCUGGUACACUGGGCAGCUAUGUCUCGAGAAACCUGCUUGGGUGGGGAGUUCGCAAGAUUACAUUUAUCGAUUAUGGGAGCGUAUCCUUUUCGAAUCCAGUACGGCAGCCGCUCUUCAAGUUUGAAGAUUGUCACAACGGGGGCAAACCAAAGGCUAUCCAAGCUGCCGAGGCUCUCAGAGAAAUCUAUCCAGGAGUUGACGUAGAGGGAUAUGCACUCUCUGUCCCAAUGUUGGAUCAUCCGAUCCACAACGAGGCAAAGACCAAGGCAGAAUUUGAUAAGCUGAAGGAGCUGAUCGAUUCACACGAUGCGAUUUUCCUCCUUAUGGAUACGCGCGAGUCCCGAUGGCUGCCCACGCUGAUGGGCAAAGCCGCGAACAAGAUCGUGAUGAAUGCGGCGCUCGGAUUCGACACAUACGUUGUUAUGCGACAUGGUGCAAAGCCGUUGGACGACAGUGAAGAUACUCUUGGAUGCUACUUCUGUAACGAUGUAGUGGUUGCUGCCGAUUCCAUGAAAGACCAAACGCUCGAUCAGCAAUGUACCGUCACCCGUCCCGGCGUGGCAGCAAUCGCUUCCGCCCUCCUCGUCGAGCUCCUCACCAGCAUCCUCCAGCACCCACUCAAGCAGCACGCGCCCGCGCCCAUCUCGGCCGGCACCGGCUCCGCCGUCUCUUACGAGCGCGAUCCCCACGACCAUCCCCUCGGUCUCGUCCCGCAUCAAGUCCGUGGUUUCCUGUCCAACUUCCAGAACAUGAUCAUUCGUGGCAAGUCAUACCCUCAGUGCAGUGCCUGCAGCAAACCCGUUCUCGACGCGUACAGGGAGGGCGGAUGGGACUUUGUUAAGACGGCGCUGGCUAGCCGCGAUUACGUGGCUGAGCUGAGCGGACUGGCUGAGGUGCAGCGGUUGGCGGAGAAGGCGGCUGCGGAGAUGCAGUGGAGUGAGGAUGAGGAGGGGAUGGGUGAGGAGGAAGGCGAGGGAGAGUUGAUUUGA
Molecule: messenger RNA, 2100 nt
Organism: Sordaria macrospora k-hell
Lineage: Eukaryota; Fungi; Ascomycota; Sordariomycetes; Sordariales; Sordariaceae
Biological process (GO): autophagosome assembly; C-terminal protein lipidation; piecemeal microautophagy of the nucleus
Cellular component (GO): phagophore assembly site; cytoplasm
Molecular function (GO): Atg8 activating enzyme activity; Atg12 activating enzyme activity
Source: RefSeq, a predicted model, not a curated record